Molecule: messenger RNA, 675 nt
Organism: Symbiodinium sp. CCMP2592
Lineage: Eukaryota; Dinophyceae; Suessiales; Symbiodiniaceae
Source: the annotation of a GenBank genome assembly
AUGCUUCGUGUUUGGCGAGUUUCGGGUGAAGAGUUAAUUUCUAUACCCGUGGAGGAGUUGACGGAGACGGAAGCGGGUGAACUGAAGCGCCGCUUGCAAAGCGUGUGUGGAUGGCCGAAGUCUUUUCAGAGACUCCUUCACGAGGGAGCGCCAUUGGAGGACGACGCCCAGCUCGAUGGCCCAAUGGAUGUCCAGCUCGUCAUGCUACCGCUCGACAGUGGAUCCGGUACUUCCCAGGACCAGCUCAACUCCGCACUUGUCGACGCUGCCGCUGAGGGCGAGCUGGAUAUAAUCACUCAACUGCUGGAAGCUCGUGCUGAUCUUGACGGACAUGACUGGAGAAGGUUGGCGCCGCUCCAUGCAGCAUGCCGAAGUGGCCAGCGGGAUGUAGCGACUUUGCUGUUGGACCUCGGUGCAGACGUAAACCGAGAUUUGGCUGGCAGCACCCCUCUUUGUGCUGCAUGUGAGGGAAACCACGAGGAUAUCGUCGAAAUGCUCGGGUUCAGAGGUGCAGAUCCGAAUCUCGGUUCCCCGCUUGUGAUUGCGCAAGAGAACGGCAACGAUGACAUCAUGGAGAUGCUCAUUCAUCAGUUCGGUGCUAGCACUGUAUGCCUCCACCGUUUCCGAGACCAUAGUCCAGUGCGUUGGAGCUUCGGUUCUGGCUCCAGCUUCUGA